CACCCCGCUUUCUUCUGUCUCUCUCACUACUACUGAAGCAUUUCCCCUCUCUUUCUCUCUCUAGAAUCAGUACUUCUCUCACACACCAUACUCCUCCACCCCUACCCUCUAUCUUGGAUCAACAUUUGAGUCCCUCACACUCCCUUCUCUCUAGGAUGAUCAAUACUUGAGGUCUGCAUCCACCCCUCUUCUUCACAAAUUCUUAUUUCUCUCUCUAAAAAUUCUCCCUCCUUCACUUUCUCUCUCAACGUAGCGAGCUCCCCUCCGUCUCAUUAUCAAGAAAAGUUUCUUCCCAACUGAAUCAAAAUGGACGAUUUGAACAGAAAAAGAGUCGAGGGAAACGAUUAUCCGGCGGUAUUCAGCCGGAAAAGGGCGAUCCAUGAGCUCAGCCAUGGCUUGGAACUUUCCAAGCAACUCUUGGCCCACCUCCUAAACUCUCCCUCUCAACCUUUGAGCCCCAAAUUGCUCGAGGAAAACCUUAGAAAGAUCAUCCGAUCCAUUUCCGCCGUUUUAGCUUCUGCUGGUAAUUCCGGCGAAGUUUCCAGCGCGAAUUGCGGGAAUCAGGCCACCGGUGGAAGUUAUCCUGUGCGUUUUGAAGGAGGAGGGAAUUUGGAUUUUGUUGGGGGUAGAGAUGGGAAACGGACUUGCAAGAGAAGGAAGGUUUCAUGCAAGAGGACCAUGAAGGUGUUGGCUGAUAACCCGGAAUCACCGCAUGCAGCCCCAACAGAUGAUGGAUAUGCCUGGAGAAAAUAUGGCCAAAAGGAUAUCCUCAAUGCCAACCACCCAAGGAGCUAUUUCAGGUGCACCCACAAAAAUGAUCAGGGGUGCGCGGCCCUAAAGCAAGUGCAAAGAAUGGAUAGCAACCAAUCAUUCUUUGAGGUCACAUACAUUGGCUACCACACUUGCAGGCAAUUCAUGGCAACCCCACCUCUCUCUCUAGACUCCACUCCGAGUAGACCCUUUUUCUUCAACUUUGAAUCAAAUUCAGCAAUAGAGAGCACUGAUUAUGAGGAUAAUCCCAACUCUCCAUUCUCUCUCUCUUCCUUCACCACAAUUGUGAGAAAUGAAGAGAGAGAAACUAAUCAUGGAGACAUAUUCCGGCAUGACAGGGUUGGGUUUGCUUCAGAGUCAUCAGAAGUUGGGGAAACUCUUCAAACAAUGGAAUCUGAAGGAACAGAGGAAGUUUCAGGCAUAAAUUCCUCUUCGAAUUUCCCCACUUUCGACAAUUUUUCUGCUGAUAUUGAUUCAGUCCUUCCCUUUGAAUCACCAUUCUUGUGGUCUACUCAAGAAUGGUUUGCAAACAAUUGAAAUUUUCUUUUUUCAUUGUAUCUUUCUAGUUGGAUGAGAGAGAGAGAGAGAGAGAGAGAGAGAGAGAGAGAGAGAGAGAGAGAGAGUUUUAAUCUCUUGGAGGUUCCUCUGCCCCUGUACAAGAGCCAAUAUUCUGGUGUAAUAAUGUACAUGUUGGUACUUUUGUAGAAAACAGAGUUUGUUGAGAA
Amborella trichopoda is the source of this 1496-nucleotide messenger RNA. NCBI's taxonomy places the organism in Eukaryota, Viridiplantae, Streptophyta, Magnoliopsida, Amborellales, Amborellaceae. The record is from RefSeq and is a predicted model, not a curated record.